Molecule: messenger RNA, 571 nt
Organism: Medicago truncatula (barrel medic)
Lineage: Eukaryota; Viridiplantae; Streptophyta; Magnoliopsida; Fabales; Fabaceae
Exons: 1
Coding region: 82-381 (99 amino acids)
Source: RefSeq, a predicted model, not a curated record
UCAAUAACUAGUUUUACUAAAAAUAGAUACAUCUAAAACAUUUUUCUCUGUUUUGCAACAAAAUCUUCCACUCUUUCUUUCAUGGCUGGUCUUCAACAAUACAACUUUUUUCCAACUGAUCUCUUCUACCCUCGUCCACAACCUCAACAAUCUACUGCUUCUCCUAACGUGCUUCCUCUCAAAACUCCAAAUAGUGAAGAUCUUCCACAAACUCAACAACAACAACCAGCUAGUAGCAUGAUCAAAGCCACCCCUUCUACUUCAUCUUUGGUUUAUACUCACAACACACAAUCUUUUGCUGUUGUUGACAAUAACAUAUCUAAAUUGUCACUAAACCCACUUUCUUUGAUGGUUUGGAUGGAUCAAGAAGAUGAAGAAUAAUCUCUUUACCUUUCAACUUUAGUUAUAAUCUUCUUAUGUUUAGACUUUUUCAAUUUUCAAGUUACUCAUAGAAGAUGGAAAUCAAUAAAAUUGAAAGCUUGUGAUUUUCUUUAUUUCUAUGCCUACUUUGAUGUUUUUUGUCCAAUUUUGCAAUCCCGUUGAAUGGUAAAUUGUGUAACGUGAAAGGUAA